This is a messenger RNA of Mycotypha africana, 417 nucleotides long. RefSeq lists its product as uncharacterized. The record is from RefSeq and is a predicted model, not a curated record. The coding region runs from base 1 to 417 and encodes 138 amino acids. The transcript has a single exon. Lineage: Eukaryota; Fungi; Mucoromycota; Mucoromycetes; Mucorales; Mycotyphaceae.
AUGUCCAGCAACAACAACUUCCGCCGCAUUACCCGUAGCAGCGCAACCACCAGUGUAACGAAUGUUCAAGCUACUGUCUCCUUUCAGACCAGCGGCAUGGGACAAGACGACGUUUCGAUGAGAACAGUUAUCAGUAUCUCAUCUGAUUCUGAUUCUGCUUCGUCAUUCAUGUUAUCAGACGAAGACAGUGAGCACUCGUCAACUUCAAUUGCUGAAGAGAUUGAAUCAGAAGGCGAGUCUACAGCCAGCAACUUGGACGAGAUGAUUACUACGGCCGCUGGAGUCCCGUUACCCAGACCUAUAAGUCUUUCAGAGAUUGAUACAAUCGAGCUUUGGUCACGCAAGGUUCAACGUCGCAUGAUCACCAUUAGUCAACUAAUGGAGCGAGCUCAUGAUUACGAUAGUGCUGUCAAGUAA